UGGUUGCAUAGUGCAUAAUUUUGUUUUCAAUUGGCUUGGUUUGUUUAUAAUGAUUAAAUAUGGUGGAUUGUUUAAGCAAGUUGCGCAUGCGUGCUCGCCACACUUUCGCUGCUUAUCGCUACAAACCUCAAUAAAAUUAGAUAAAAUCCACUACACGACGAACUUUCAAAGUCAAAGCAUUACUUCAAGCAGUAGCACUAUCAUGGCAAAGUUUUGCGCAAAUUUGUCGUUCAUCUUCACGGAUGUACCGUUCGUGGAGCGGUACGCGGCCGCAAGUCGCGCGGGAUUCAAGGCCGUGGAAUCUGGUUUUCCUUACCAAGUGCCGAUCGAAGAGGUGACGGCCGCGAAGAAGGCCGCAGGAAUUCAGCAGGUCCUCAUCAACGUCUACACAGGGGACGUGACGAAAGGCGAGCUUGGAUUCGCCGCGGUUCCAGGUGAAGAAGAAAACUUCAAGAAUAGUGUUCAUACAACAAUUGAAUACGCAAAAGCUUUGGGAGCAUCUAAGAUUCAUGUGAUGUCUGGUAGAGUUACGUUCCCAACAGCGCAAAACGACACACUUUACGAGAGUAAUUUGCGAUACGCGGCGAAAAUAUUUGAAAAGGAGAAUAUUCUAGGCCUCAUCGAACCAAUCAACAAAUAUUCCGUUCCUGGCUACUAUUUGAACUCCUAUGAUAAAGCAUUAAAAGUCCUGAAAAACAUCAACAGUCCAAACCUGCGUCUGAUGCUCGACGUGUUUCAUCUGCAACACAUUCAAGGCAACAUCACAAACACAAUGCAAGAGCUCAAAGAUUGGAUCGGCCACGUGCAAAUUGCACAGGUACCAAACCGUAACGAGCCGGACACCCUCGGCGAAAUAAAUUACGCACACGUUCUCACCGCGCUCAGGACGGUGGGUUACCAGGACUGGAUCGGUUUGGAAUACAAACCUCAAGGUGAUCCUGUCGCCGGCCUGAAGUGGAUUACAUCUCUUGGCUAUAGCUUAUAAAUUAACCGCGGCGUAGUUAUGAUAUAGAACGUAGUAAAGUAGUAAAAAAUGUUUUGUUUUGCUUAAAAUUAAAUUUACUACUUUAUAAUAAAAACUAUCUCGACCUCUACUGUGUGUUAGACACACAAGUUGGUUGUUAGGUAAAUGUACAUGUUGGCACGUUAAUAUAAAAGUAUUGUACAAAAUAGUCUCUAUAAUCACAUAAAAUAUACUCGCCGCAAUACGUUGAAAAUAAAUGCGUUUCUGCGGAAUGAUA
This is a messenger RNA of Dalotia coriaria, 1241 nucleotides long. RefSeq names its product hydroxypyruvate isomerase-like protein Gip (gene Gip). Bases 50 to 985 code for a protein of 311 amino acids. The record is from RefSeq and is a predicted model, not a curated record. The transcript has 4 exons. NCBI's taxonomy places the organism in Eukaryota, Metazoa, Arthropoda, Insecta, Coleoptera, Staphylinidae.